UGAACUACGGUGUAUGCUGUGAACUCAACUAUAUGUAUCUAUGCUUACACUCAAUUAAGCCUUUAAUAUUAUUGUUAUGUUACUGAGUAUUUUCUUGAACUGUUGUGCAAACAUUGAAAUGUAUGAUAUUUAAUCGAUACCACAAUUAUGAAAAAUUGAUAUAAUUGGAAAAUAUUUUUACAUUUACAAUUACAACAAAAGAUAUACAUUUUUGUAAUAAUAAUCUGCAUUGUAAUAACAUAUUUUGUUGCUACAAAGAAUUUGUAUGCCCAUUACAUUAUGGCAAGUGCAAAGAAAAGCAGUAGUUGGUUGAUGUCGUCAUUUGAAUGCGAACCUAUCAAAAGAACACCAGGGAUUAAACGUAACAUUUCACAAGUACUAGAAAGUAGCGCUUUAGAAGUAUCAAGAAGUUAUGAUAUAAUACCGAAAAAAAAGAAUGCUAAUAGCCUGUUUGCAUUGCUGGAAGCUUGUGACGCACAAAGCCCUUCUGAAUUAGUAAUUAGUAGACAAAAACAGCAAGAGAUUUUAAAUUGGUUACAAUAUAAAGUAAAGAAAGGCACACCUGCCAUAUUAAUUUUAUCUGGUCCAUCUGGUUGUGGGAAAACAACAGCUCUAAGGGUUCUUGCAAAAGAAAAUGGUUUCAAUAUUACAGAAUGGAUUACUCCUAUUGAUCAAAUUAUGGAUGAAAAUAACAGAGUAAUGAGACAAGGAGACAGAUUUGAAGAAUUUUUAAUCAGAGCUACUAGAUAUAGUUCAGUUUUAAGUAAUUAUUCUAGUCGUUUACUUCUUGUAAAAGAUUUUCCAAAUGUCUUUUAUGAAGAGAAGGAGAGUUUCUUUUCUAUUUUGAAAAGGUACUUUGAAAUUGGAAAGGAACCUAUAGUGUUUGUAUGUACAGAAGCAGGAAAUUCAAAAUUGCUUCAAACAUUAUUUUCUCCUAAUAUAAGAGAAAAAUUUGGCAUAGAUUUAAUUAAUAUAAACUCUGUUACACAAACUGCAAUGAAAAAUGCAUUAAAAAGAAUAACUAAGAUUUUGAAUUCAAUUGCUGGGCAUAUGUUACAUGUUUCACAAAAUAAAGUUGAUGAAAUAUUAUCAAAUAGCAUUGGAGACAUUAGAAAUGCUUUGUUAAAUCUUAUUUUCAUUUCAUUAAAAGUACCAGAGGAACGAGAAAAUAAAUGUAAUAUUCGCGAAGAGACUUUAGGGCUUCUUCAUGGUGUUGGACGAGUAAUUAAUCCAAAAAGAAUUCAAACUGAAAACAACUGGAAAUUUGUACAUGAUCCUGAUGAAAUAGCAGCUUUCUUCCAGUCACAAGCAACAGUAUUUUUGAACUUUCUGCAAGAAAAUUAUUUGAAUACUAUGGGAAAUAUUGAGGAAGUAGAUAUUUCUACAAAUAUUUUAAGUAUAGCAGAUGUUUUAAAUUCUGAGUGGCGAGAUCCUACCUUAAAUAAGGUUACUUUAUCUUAUUGCGUCCGAGGUUUAAUGGUAACGAACCAAAAACCCGUUUCUGGGUGGAAUCCUGUAAGAAAGCCACCAAGUGAUAGAAUCGAUGCGCAAAAAUGUUUAGCAGCUGCCGAAAUUCGAUGGUACGAUUCCAUAAUCAAUUCGAAAUCGAAAAGUACAUUGGAACAACCCAUUACCAACAUCGAGGAGAUUAUUAUUCAAUAAAGUUCAUGGAAAUUAAGGUUGUAAUGAAGAAAGAUGUAUCGUAUAUAUUUAUUUAUGCUUUAUUUUCUACUAGAAUCGUGUAAAUGUAAAAUAUAAUAUCAAUAGAAAUCGAAUGACACAAAUUUGUUUGAAAUUUCUUAGUUUUCGAAAUGUUUGUAUAUAUUGUUGAAUAAUAUUAUUUCAUACUAUUAUUUAUUUUGCUUAACAUCGUCUAAUAUAUAACAAUCAGUAUUUACGCAGAAAAACAAAUGUUAGCGGCAAUUACACUGAUAAAUACAAUAAAAAUACGUUUUGUGUAAUUUAUACGUCUUAAACGAAAUGCUUUAUUAUAAAUGUUCUUUCUACUAAUAUUGGCAGUUAGACAACAAAAUAAUUUAAUAUAAGAUUGUUACUCAGAAUUGUUCGUCGUAGCGAGUAUUUUAUUCAAAAAAUAGACCUUACAAUCUAACUUUUCUUCAUAAAUAAUUAUUCUAAACGAUUAUACUUAGUUAACACUAUAUUUGUACAUCAAUGUAAAUUUUGUACGCUCACUAAAUAUGGUGUAAAGCGAUGUUUAUCAAACUUCCUUUCGGUUAAAAGUAGUUCAUAGAAAAAAUGCAACAACAAGCAGUCUUCCGCCUCAAAUACCUUGUAUUAACGUUUUGUUUUAAAGUAUUUAAAUACAUAAUUUGUAUUUUAUAGGCAGUCUCAUCUUUUCUAAUUCUUUACAAAGACCAAUGAUAAUUAUACACAAAAGUAUAGGUAUUAAAGUUUUUAAUAUAUCAAUCGUAUCAGAAAAUAUCUGCAAAGUAUGCGAUGGAAAUUUCCCAAAGAGAAAAUUGGACAUUUUUUAUUUAGUUUAUUGAAGUAAAUAAAGAAAAUAAUGAUAGCUGUUAUUAGGAUGAGACCAGUAUAGGAUAUUUAUGUAAGUUGAUUUCACGAAUGAAAUAGUUAUUAUACGAGAAUUACGCGUUUGGAAGAUUCACUUCUUCUAUCGUAGAAAUAAGAUUAUCGAGACCAAAUAAAAAGCCUUCUUCGUGGUUGCCUUGUU
Messenger RNA from Bombus pyrosoma, 2692 nucleotides. It is a transcript of the gene Rad17, whose product is annotated as cell cycle checkpoint protein RAD17. The record is from RefSeq and is a predicted model, not a curated record. Lineage: Eukaryota; Metazoa; Arthropoda; Insecta; Hymenoptera; Apidae. Gene Ontology annotation, biological process: DNA repair; mitotic DNA replication checkpoint signaling; DNA damage checkpoint signaling. Bases 280 to 1662 code for a protein of 460 amino acids. The transcript has 10 exons. Gene Ontology annotation, molecular function: chromatin binding.